UUAUGAAAAUAAUAAAAAAUAUCAUCAAGUUGCUUCCCCUUCGUUGCUUCCUGAUGUGUCUCUCUGCUUCGAGAUAGAGAGAGAGAGAAUGGCGGGGGCAACUUCAAGUUUGAUAUUGUCUCCAUGGCAAGCGACUCUUGAUCAUUAUAAUAAUAAGACUAAGAGGUUUUUUGUCAAAGGUUAUCCGUUUCCGUGUCACCACUCUGACCCUAUUUGCCAUUCUUUUAAUAUCAAAAGACGUGUUCUUCCUUCUUCUUCUUCCUCUUCCAUAUUUAAGGACAACCAUGUCGUUACUCAUUCUUCAUCCUCCUCAGACAAGCUUCAAACUCAUUUCUCCAUGUCCGGUUGUGGUUGCUCGUGGAUUCAAGACAACUCAAUGCUUCAUUACUCGGCUACAAGUAAUUGGACGUCGAAGAAAUGUUCGGCGUUACCAACAACAAAAACAGUGGAUGUCUCUUCAGUUUCAGACCUUUUUGAGUUCAUAUGCUCUGGUCCACUCGUGGACAAGAUCGGUAUCACUCCUGAAAAAGUUGGCCAGGCCAUUGACAAAUGGUUGCUCUAUGGCUCACAGCUAUGCAGACUCUUUCAGCUGAACGAGCUUAAGCUCACCAUUCCUCAGAAAGCUAGGCUUUACCAUUACUAUAUACCCGUCUUUGUUUGGUGCCAAGACCAGAUUGCUCUGCAUAGCUCCAAGUUUAAUGAUGGAGAUGAUGUGCCUCCCCUAGUGAUUGGAUUCAGCGCACCUCAAGGAUGUGGCAAGACUACACUAGUGUUUGCACUUGAUUAUCUUUUCAAAACUACAAAAAUGAAGUCGGCGACAAUAUCUAUAGACGAUUUUUACUUGACUGCAGAAGGCCAGGCUAAGUUGAGAGAAGAGAAUCCAGGAAAUGCACUCCUUGAGUAUCGUGGGAAUGCAGGAAGCCAUGAUCUUCCAUUUUCUGUCGAGACAAUAGAAGCCCUGACUAAACUGACCAAGGAAGGCAUGAAGAUGAAAGUUCCUCGCUAUGAUAAGUCUGCGUAUAGCGGGAGGGGUGACAGAGCCGAUCCAACAACAUGGCCUGAAGUUGAAGGACCUCUAAAGGUUAUUCUCUUUGAGGGAUGGAUGCUUGGCUUCAAACCUCUUCCUGCUGAAGUCGUUAAAGCUGUGGAUCCUCAGCUGGAGAUAGUGAAUAAGAACCUUGAAGCGUAUUACGAGGCAUGGGACAAGUACAUAGAUGCAUGGGUGGUCAUCAAAAUCAAGGACCCAAGUUAUGUAUACCGAUGGCGUCUUCAGGCGGAAGUAGCAAUGAGGCAGGCUGGCAAAGCCGGGAUGUCAGAUGAUGAGGUGAAUGACUUUGUGUCGAGGUACUUACCGGCAUAUAAGGCAUAUCUUCCGACAUUGUACGAGGAAGGACCAAGCGGGUCGGAACCAGAGCGUGUCCUUGCUAUAGAUAUCGAUGAAGAAAGGAACCCUAUACUCGCAACCUAGUGACGUGUUUUUUCCUCCUAUGCCUUAUAAUGUACUAUUUCUCUUUGUAGAGUAACACACUACAUCACGCUUUUUUUUAAUUAUUCAUUGUAUCUUUUGACAUGCUCUAUUUGUUACAAUGCUUCAAAUAUGUAUUUCUUUGUAAAAAUAUAAUUAUUUAUUUUAUUUUUUAAAACUGUGGUCGGUUGUAUA
Brassica rapa (field mustard) is the source of this 1660-nucleotide messenger RNA. Its product is annotated as D-glycerate 3-kinase, chloroplastic. Gene Ontology annotation, molecular function: kinase activity; ATP binding. NCBI's taxonomy places the organism in Eukaryota, Viridiplantae, Streptophyta, Magnoliopsida, Brassicales, Brassicaceae. The record is from RefSeq and is a predicted model, not a curated record.